This is a messenger RNA of Tricharina praecox, 1965 nucleotides long. RefSeq lists its product as uncharacterized. Gene Ontology annotation, cellular component: fungal-type vacuole membrane; TORC1 complex. The transcript has a single exon. The record is from RefSeq and is a predicted model, not a curated record. Lineage: Eukaryota; Fungi; Ascomycota; Pezizomycetes; Pezizales; Pyronemataceae. Bases 384 to 1616 code for a protein of 410 amino acids. Gene Ontology annotation, biological process: TOR signaling.
AGCUGCCACUUUGUCAACUCCUUUAAGUUGAUUCAAUCCCAUCCCCUCCCCUUUCAUCCGCGCCUCUCCUGUCUUCUCUCCCUCGUCCUCUGCCGCCUGCAAGUACUUAACCCCCUAGUGUCGCCUACACGUCCGCGCCACGGGUACGGGUACGGGGUACAUGCUUUCACGCCUCACGCAACAGCGCAAGCGCAAACCCAGCUGCCUAACUCAGUCCGAUCCAAUCGCAACAGACUUCUCCACCACCACACACGUACCUCUCCACACACUCUCCCCCAACCACACAACCCCAUCCGCCACGCCCAUCACCACUACCACCACAACCACCACCACCACCACCACCACAACCGCAUACCACGAACUACGGAGGAAACAAUCACGACAUGUCUGAAGCAGCCGCCGCAGCAGCUCCCCACUCUGAGCGAAAACCUCACGCGCACCACAAGCAAUUCGUCGUGUCCCGACACCACCAUGGCAACCCGCGAGUCCCCAGUUUCGGCCGCGGGCUCAACAAACUCGGCGGCGGCGCCACCGCCACCACUACUAACACUACCACUACCACGACAACUACAGAGAAGGGCGAGCGGGGCGAGCGGGGAGGGGAGAAAGGGGAGAAGAGCCGGAAGAAGACCGCCUUCGAGCUCGGCUCCGUGGGCAGCGAGAACGGGGGCGGCGAUGAGGACUUCGAGGCGGCAGAGGGAGACGGCGGAAGGGGGGGCGGUGGCGGGGAGGCACCACCGAUCACACGGACCGAUUCCUCCGGCGGCCACGGCAAGAUGCAGCGGACGGACUCACGUACCGCGCUACAGCGUAACCCGUCAACCGCCGCACUGACCAAAUCCUCCAGCACCCGCAGCCUGGACCGCGAGGCGCGGCGGCACCGCGCGGUGGGCGCCGCGCGCAAGGGCACAACUCUGCACGAGCGCCAGCGCUCCAAAAGCGGCGACCGCAAGAAGACCACGAAGCUCACACCACCACCGCCGCCCCCGCCCCCGCCCCUUCCAGUCGACGUAGAGAUCGAGCUCCCGCCGUCCCCGCCGCCCAACGACUCCACGGCCAUCAUCUCUCACGGCGGCGGCGGCGAGCGCCCGCCGACCCCGCCGCUAACCUCGCGCUUCACUGCGUCCCCGUCGAGCGCCGCAUCCGCACACCCGCUCCGCCGCAGCGACAGCGCAUACUCGAUCGCGCCGGCGAGCCGCACGCAGCAGAAGCUGUGGCUGCAGCGCGCGAGCGUCGCAAGCCCGCCCGCUACCCCCACCGCCGCAAACCACCACUAUCAUAGCCACCACAUCGCGCUCCCCGCCGCCCUCGAAAAGGAGUUCGACCGUGUCGCGCGGGAGUACAUGAAUGUGCGGCGCUUCAAGAACCCGCUGCUCGAGGCGAUUGAGCGCGUGCCCCGCCGCGGCGUGCCAGGCCCCAAUAAGCCGCUGCAGCAGGAGGGCGUCACCCUGGGCCUCAGUAGGAGCCUGCAGGAGGGCAGUGGGAGGAAAUUGAUGCGCGGCCAGGGCGAGAGCGGGAGUAGAGACGACCUGGGCGUUAGUGGGGCCGUGCCGGAAGCCGAGAUGGUGCUGGAGCGCAUGUGGAGGCGCGAGGGCACCAUCGUAAGUCACGAGUAAUGUUUCUGUUCUGUCUGCCUGGGUGUUUCCUGCUUUUUUGUUUUGUUUUAUCUUUUAAUAAGGGUUUUUCUGUUUGUUUGUUGCGUGGGGCUUGCGUUGUAUCUUUUUUCUUCUUUCUUUUAAGCUCGGAAUGGUUUGUUUUGUUUGUUUUGCUUCGUGCGUGGCAUUUGUAUAUUAGUUACUUCUUACUUACCGAACUGGAUGGAUGGAUUAUGGUUACGACGGGGCUUUCCUUUCCUUUCCUUUCCUUUCCUUUGGUGAAUUGUUUCCAGCGAUUGACUACCUACUAGACUUGACCAGAAUCCCCCAUCGUCAUCGUCAUUUCGAGCCCGAGCCAAUAGUUUAGUAG